AGAUGGCGGACCGUCAUCAGCAAGUAUUCGGUUUACAAUCGUCGCGCUCCGAGGAUUGAUCGCGGAAACGCGGUAUUGCCGGUAUUACAUUCGAGAUUACGGUCGCUGCGCGACAGCCUCGGCGAUCUCCGCUCGUCGAGGGAAAAGAAACCGUGCGCGAUCGCGGCGAUGUGGCGCGAGUUUUGGCCGCGCGCGCUCCUGACGUGCGCGAUCGGCGCUUGUUCGGUUCUCGGCGAUUUCGGGCUGAGGUACGGCAGGAGCGAGUCGGCGCGCGCCGCGUUCGACAAUGCGACGCACGCGACGGUGGGCGGUCUCACCUGGACGUUGAUCGUCGUCCUCUCGCGGAAGUCGGUCGCGCGCAAUCUGAACAGCGUAUUCUCCUGCUUCUUGCUGGCGUCCUUCAUCGAUCUGGAUCACUUUAUCGCGGCGCGCAGCUGGCACAUCCAUGAUGCCACGCAUUUGCAAAAGCGACCUUUCCUACACUGCACCACCGUUCCUAUUGUACUGUGGACACUUUUCAUCUCAUUUUCCAAUGCCUUCCACUCUCCUCUAUUGGAACACACUUCCUGGGUGAUCCUGGCCGCCUUCCUGAGUCACCACAUACGAGACGGUACCAGACGAGGUCUGUGGUUCUGUCCUUUCGGAUCUACCCGUCCUAUUCCAUACUACUUAUACGUGAGUCUUUGUAUGUCCCUUCCUUACAUACUACAUUGGCUUAUGAGGCUGCACACAUUUACGCCGAAGAGUAACGACGAUAUUAUUCUCAUUGAUGUAUAAGAUUCGCUUUAUAAUGCGCAUAUUGCAUACCGAGUGUCCAAAUAAUCGGACACUUUUUCAAAGCUGUACAUAUAGAAAUUAUAUUAAGUAUUUAAUUAUCAACAAAGAAGAGUAGUCAUCAAAUAUCAACAUUUUCAUAGUUUGUAAGGAGGAUAGUUUCUCCUAUGGAAGGAGAAAAAACUAAAGCUAAAAUUGAGCUGGAAGAAAUAGAUAUGAAGACAUUUUUUAUUAAAUUAAAUACAUAUAAUGUUUGUUUUUUUAGUAGAAUCUUAAUUUUAAAUUAAAUUAUUUAAUUAAAAGACAUCUAACGUGUUAUGAGAUGUCACAUUUACAGUCAUGGGUGAUUUUAAACCAUUUUUAUUUGUUUUAUUCGAAUACAGAUGUUUAAGAAUUGUAAUAGUAUUACGUAUUUUUUUAUUAUUUUUCUAAGAAUAUCUGCAUACGUAAAACAUUUAAAAAAUGCAUAAAAAUA
Temnothorax curvispinosus is the source of this 1249-nucleotide messenger RNA. Its product is annotated as transmembrane protein 267. Lineage: Eukaryota; Metazoa; Arthropoda; Insecta; Hymenoptera; Formicidae. The transcript has 2 exons. The coding region runs from base 169 to 777 and encodes 202 amino acids. The record is from RefSeq and is a predicted model, not a curated record.